Messenger RNA from Triticum aestivum (bread wheat), 3592 nucleotides. Its product is annotated as disease resistance protein RGA4. The coding region runs from base 213 to 3074 and encodes 953 amino acids. Gene Ontology annotation, molecular function: ADP binding. Lineage: Eukaryota; Viridiplantae; Streptophyta; Magnoliopsida; Poales; Poaceae. The transcript has 3 exons. The record is from RefSeq and is a predicted model, not a curated record. Gene Ontology annotation, biological process: defense response to other organism.
GUGAGAAGAUAAUGGUAGGGGGUGAUGUACAGGGCGGGGCAUUUUCUAUGGACAAACAUAAUUGACAAGCGGUCCCAUCUCAGAAAAGAAAAAAGAAAAAAUAAUGAAAACGAAAACAAGAGGUAUCAUGCCAAGUCCCUCUAUGAUCCCCGUCCAGCCAUCCCUCUAGGCUUCCAUCAUCAAAGCAGUUGCAGUUGCCAGGCCACAGGGAGAUGGAGGUGGCGGUGGUGGGCGCCGUGGUGGGCGCCGUGGUGACCAACCUCGUGUCCAAGCUCUCGGCGGUGAUAGACAAGAGAUUCAGCGAGUUCGGUGACCUUGAAGACGACAUCAGGUAUCUGAAAACCGAGCUCGCCAUUAUUGCUGCUAAAAUCGACGACCAGCACAAGGGGCAGCAGCCUAGUGUCUUGCAGAACAUAUCCACCGCAGACAUGCGCGAUUUGGCAUUCGACAUCGAGGAUUGCCUCGACCAGUUCCUUCCCUGUGCCGCGUGCAAGCGAGGGGCCGUGUCAAAAGGCGACUUAGUGGACUUUGCCAUUCAGGUUGGGAAACUCAAGAAGCGGCUGGAGAGGGCCAAGCAGCAGAGAACCGAUAAUGGUGCCAACGGCAGCCAGCAAGCCAUCGACCUUGCUGACCAAUUGCUUGCUAUUCUAGCUGAGCCUGCAGAUCAGGUGGGCAUCGAGGAACCCAAGCAGGAGAUCCUGGGUUUGCUCGGUAGUGAGAAGCUCCUGGUGAUAUCCAUCGUCGGGUUUGGCGGCUCGGGCAAGACCCAACUCGCAAGGGCGGUGUUCGACUGCGAUGAAGCCAAAGAGAAGUUCGGUGCCCGUGCCUGGCAUACGGCAUCGGAGCACAAAGAUGGGCUUGAGCUCUUGCUCGCGAUACUGCAGAAACUUUUUCCAAAAGAAACUCUACUAUCCGUGUCACAAAUGCAAAGUCAAGUCUCGAGGUUGCAACAACGUAUCAGAUUUGAAAAGACCAGGUGUUUAAUUGUAGUUGAUGAUAUCGAGAAGCAUCAUUGGGAAGCAAUAAAGAGUUUCUUUUCUGAGACAAGGAUAAUCAGAAUACUAGUGACCACAACUGUGCAGACAGUAGCCAAAGCAUGCACCAAAGAUCACGGUUAUAUUUACAAUAUGAGAACUCUUAGUGUAGGAGACUCUAAGGAUUUACUAAAGAAGUGGGUUGGUGAUUUCAAUAGAAAUUCAACUGACUUGGAGGAUGGUUCAGCUGCAAUUGUUCGCAAAUGCCAUGGCCAUCCACUAGCUCUCAUCAGUGUGGCCAACUAUUUGUUACAACAAGAGCAGAUUACAGGAGCAGUCUGCCAAAAUACCAGCAGGCUCCUAUGUACUCAUAUGGACGAGAACAAGCAUGGAGACUUCACAAAACUUCGACAGAUUCUGGUGAAUAAUUAUAUCAAUUUGCCUUUCCAUCUCAAGACAUGUUUGCUGUACACAAGUUUAUUCCCAAAUGAUCGUCCUGUCAGCACGAAAACUCUUACCAGCCGAUGGUUAGCCGAAGGAUACAUAAAGCGUGAGACUGAACGCACUUACCAGGAGUCUGCCGAUGAAAAGUUGGAGCAACUGAUGGACAGGAAUAUCAUUCGGCCGGUCGAUACAAGCAACCGUGGAGAAAAGAAGACAUGCAAACCUCACGGUAUCAUGCACCAGUUCAUGCUGUAUAAGUCCAUCUCUUCGAAUUUUGUUGCCCCAUCCCUUGAGAACCGAGGCAAUUUUCGUCACAUCAUGAUGGAUAACCAAAGAAAUAGAAGAGAAACCAACAUGGAUCAUGGUGCCGCCGGUCCAGCUGCACAUCGCCCCAACCAACCAAAAAACUUCUUUAGGUUCUUGAAACCAUCUAAGAGUACAGUAUCCAGUGAGGACCUGCGUCCCCGGUCUCUAACAGUCUUUGGAAGUGCAGAAGAAGCUGUUUAUUCGGAUUUGAUCAACUGUAAGCUGCUGAAAGUGUUGGAUCUAAAAGAGUGCAAUAAUUUGCGGGACAAACAUAUCAAGAACAUAUACAAGCUGUUGCAUCUCAAAUAUCUGACCCUCGGGAGCUCUGUUAGGAGACUUUCAGAUGAAAUAGGAAAUCUACAUUGUUUGGAGACACUCGACUUGAGGAAGACCAAGAUAGAAACACUACCUGUGGAAGUCAUCAGUCUGCCCCACCUAGCACACCUGUUCGGAAAGAUUAAGCUUAACAAGUUGAGUAGAAAGAAGCUUGACAAGUUACUGUCAGGAGAAUGCAACUUGGAGACUCUAUCAGGAGUUGUUGUGGAAAGGAACUCCCCAUUCCCUGAAUUGAUGGAACGUAUGAAAAAACUGACAAAGGUGAAGAUAUGGUGCGUGAUUACCAGCACAGAUGGGAAUUACACCAAACUCUCAGAUGCCAUUCGCAAGUUUGCUCAGGCUGGCAUGGAUACUUCACAAGACGCCCGUUCUCUAUCACUUCAUCUUAAUGGUUCUUCCAAAGAUCUAGUUCAGCUCAGCACGACAUCAAGACAGGCUGGGUCAGCUCCCCUGGUUUUUUAUCUUAGCUCACUGAAACUGCACGGCAGGCUGAGUCACUUCAAAGAGUUUGCUAAGGCCCUGUCUGGUCUCAGGGAAUUGUGCCUUACAUGUACUAAUCUGGAGGGGCCUGUUCUUCUAGCAUGUCUACGUGAGCUAUGGUGCCUGGUUUAUCUCAAACUGGUUGAAGACCGUCUUGAUGAUUUAGACAUAAACCUUGAUGGUGAUCUCGCAAGCCUGCAACGCCUAUGCAUUGUGGUGAAACAAUCCAAAUUCCCCACAAUUGCACAAGGAGCUUUGCCAGGUCUCGUUUCACUUCACAUGCUCUGCAAAGAUCUAGUGGGUCUUUGUGAUGACAUCAAAGUGGAAUGUUUCAGAGAUCUUCGUGAAGUCGCUCUGGACUCUGAGGUCAAUCAAGGAACCAUUGAACUCUGGGAAAAUAAAGCUAAGGAGCACCCUAAGAGGCCAAAGGUUCUGUUGCUCAAAAGGGUUGAGGCAGCCGACACCUGGUCUGCGGCGAAAUAUGUUGCCACUGAUCAGAGACCCUCCAUGCUUCUGGUGCAGGGGACGCCGUGAUCCCUUCUUCUGUAUGCCAAGUUUGAUUGCAGAAGAUGCUGAAGUGAAGAUUGCUAUGUGGUGCUACUUCUAAGUUGAUGGUUUGAAGAUAAAAUAAAAGGAGGAUGACUGAAGCAAACAAGCGCGCGUCUGCCAGAGCACCUCGUGGUCUCCGUGGAACGAGCCUGGUGGGAAUAAACACAAGCACCUGCAGGGCGCGGGCAGAGCAGACGAGAGCUGACCUCCUUGUGAGUGGCGCUUGCUUCCAGCCGACGGAGGAGAGGGCGGCGGAGCAAUCAUGCCGGCUGGGGAGCAGAGCAGCUUGAAUACGAGGCGUCUUCGUCCUUGCCCGCCGUCAGUCUCCUCGGCGCCGCCGCCCCCCCGUGGUCGGGAGCAGAGAAGAGCAGAGGAGGAAGGAAUAGUGUGUGCGAUAGUGGGCCAUUUCGGUGAUGUUACUGUUCAAGGGCCAGGGUACAUGGGCCUGGCCGGCUGGUCCCAUUUUCCCCUUGUUAAAAACAAUUAAAGGACUCAAUUCAAAA